Messenger RNA from Paramisgurnus dabryanus, 2427 nucleotides. RefSeq names its product Kruppel like factor 11b (gene klf11b). NCBI's taxonomy places the organism in Eukaryota, Metazoa, Chordata, Actinopteri, Cypriniformes, Cobitidae. Gene Ontology annotation, biological process: regulation of transcription by RNA polymerase II. Gene Ontology annotation, molecular function: DNA-binding transcription factor activity, RNA polymerase II-specific; RNA polymerase II cis-regulatory region sequence-specific DNA binding. The record is from RefSeq and is a predicted model, not a curated record.
AUCAAGCGUUUAAACAAUGUGUCAGUAGCCUACCAUUAGUACCAAUGGUCAGAUUUAUUUUAGGUUUUGCAUCACAGUUUGUCAAUAAAGAGUGUGACGUGUAAAUGUAAUGUAAAACUUUAGUACAGCUUUAAUAUUAACAAUCGUUACAUUGUAUUUCUAAAGCAAUACGUUUAGUGGAGACAAUACCACACAAUGCAUGCAGCCACUCCAUACAAGUUUCAGGUGUACGUGAGCACCUUGUUAUAAAAAAGAAAGUGCAUGAAGUGCAUGCUGUUGGGUAAUAAUGUUUAUUACCGAUGACUCUGUGAAUGGGCUUGCUUUCAAAGUUUUCUGCCCUUGGGCACCGUUGAGUUGUUCUCAUAUCUGUCAGCGGUUAGGUUUCGCUCAUUGCUGAUUCACGUGGUCAGCUUUUAUAGCACGUCAUUGUUUUGGCUUUAUUUGCCAGUGGGAGGUGACCGUCUGACGAUAGAAAGUCCCUCCAGAUGGGUUGCAUUAAAAAGGGUUCCUCUGUUAAGCUGUCAUAGUUGCUUCUGGAUACACUAACAGAUGAGGACCAAGAGUAUGUCAGCUGAGUUAUGUGUGUUGGAAUCAACCAGAGGGCUUUCUAAUUUUUACACCACAUUCAUUUUGUUUCCUUGCGGUUCUCAGGGAGCUCGGAUGCAGGUCUGCAAGGGAUUCCUGGAUGGGAAAAGGCAUAGCAGCGAGCUCUCUUCCUGCAGUCUGCCAGAAUAUAAUGACUUGGAGGCUGCUGAAGCUUUGGUCUGCAUGAGCUUCUGGAGUCAGAUGUCUCCAAAACCCAACGUCUUCAAACCUCGCCCUCUCACACCAGCGUCAGACUCUUGCGAUUCUGUUUUGCAACCUGAACCGCCGGAGACUCCGAAGGACUUCGUCUCACUAUCCUCCCUGUGCAUGACACCACCUCACAGCCCCAGUUUUACUGAGAUCUCCAACACUACAGCAGUGCCGGGUUCUCCUUCCCCAUUGGCCCAACCGUGUCCCAGCCUCCUCAGUGCAAGAUCUGCUUUUCCCACCAUAACUUCCAUCCCCCAGAUGGCUUCUUCUGGACACUGUACAGAGAAGACCACAUCUCCACCCUGCAGAGCAAUGGCAACCAGCGUAAUACGCCACACGGCCGACAGCUCCUUGUAUCAAAACAUUCCACAAGCCGUGUACCCAUCAAAGACUGAUAAACAGCUGGUUGAGGUUCCUUCAGCAACGCCUUCACACCCCUGCCAACCCCAGAAAGACAAAACAACAGAAUGCCAUAACACCAGCACGCCCCCCUCCAAAAUCGAUACGCUUUCGACUCCUCAAUCACCACCCCCAACACCAAGCCCACCAAUCAUAUGCCAGAUGUUCCCGGUGGGGCAACCAGGAGUCAUCUCGGCCACGUUUAUUCAGAAGCCCAGCCCUGGGGUGAAGUCUAUCUUACCACAGCCUCUCUUGAUGGGCUCUCCAAUGCCUCAGGGGACGGUGAUGUUUGUGAUGCCCCAAUCGCCAGUGUCUUCUGCGCCACAGUGCCCACAGACUGUUAUGACUCUGGGCAACACCAAGCUACUGCCCCUGGCUCCAGCACCUGUCUAUGUGCCUUCAGGCCAAAGCAUUGCCAUGCAGGUCGACUUUUCACGGAGACGCAACUACGUCUGCAAUUUCUCAGGCUGUCGGAAGACAUAUUUCAAGAGCUCUCACCUGAAGGCUCAUCUGAGAACUCAUACAGGUGAGAAACCAUUUAGCUGUAACUGGGAAGGAUGCGAUAAGAAAUUCGCCCGGUCUGAUGAACUCUCCCGGCAUCGGCGAACACACACAGGCGAGAAGAAGUUCGUCUGUCCGGUGUGUGACCGGCGGUUUAUGCGUAGCGACCACCUCACCAAGCACGCCCGUCGGCACAUGACCACCAAAAAGAUGCCUUCCUGGCAAACGGAGGUGCGAAGUAUGAAUAAGAUCACCACAGUUAAAGCCUUGCCCCAUGGGACAGCACUACCAGUCAGCAUGUUGCUUCCAGCCUCAAACUAAGUUAAAUUGAGCCUGAACUGUUACUGACAUUAUACAGGGACAUCUGAUAUGAGGGCAUGCCUGCUGAUUCUCUCACGGGCGAAAACACGAUUAUGCACUGGACUCUUUAUUUCGCUGCUUAUAUUUCGCACUCUACAAUGAAACUUUUUGUUUACUAUUGUGUGAAAGAUUAAUGCACUCUUUUGCCAAAGUCUUUGUACUAUGUUUGUCUUAAAAGAAAUUAUUGUUUUUCUUCCUUUUUUACAUUUAUAUGUACAUAUCCAUCAAAAAUGUAUGAUAUGCUAAACUACGUAUAAUUAAAAAAAGGAAAAUUAGUAUGUAAAAAUGUAUAUGUGGAUAAUUACCUACACUGUGAGUAUCAUAUAAUACUCUUUUAUUUAAUACUCUUUUUUUAAUAAACAAUGAAGAAUA